CUGGGGUCGGAGUUUUCCUCAGCUGCAUGACAAGUCAUGGUCAUUAGUGGGGCAUUAGCUGUGUCCUGUCGACAUGCUGCAAGAGUUGGUAUUCUUCUCAGACAAAAUCCGUGUAUGACUACACGAUGCGUAAGUUCUGGUGUCACUGAGCAUCAAAUGGAAGUAAAUGGUGCCAGUAUCCAUUACAAGAAAGCAGGGACUGGAGCUCUUCCGGUUCUCCUCCUGCCAGGUGCAUUAGGUUCAUCAGACACAGACUUUUCCCCUCAGUUGGAAGGUCUAAACAGGAAUCACUUAACAGUCAUCGCAUGGGAUCCCAGAGGAUAUGGUAAAUCAAGACCAGCAGAGAGGAACUUCUCUGCUAAAUUCUUUGAUGUGGAUGCCAAGGAUGCUGUUGACCUUAUGAAAAAAAUAGGUUUUCAGAAGUUUUCACUAUUGGGUUGGAGUGACGGUGCUAUAACUGCUUUAAUAGCGGCAUCAAGAUAUGCAUCUGUUAUUGAUCGUUUAGUUGUAUGGGGUGGCAAUGCAUAUGUAACAGCAGAUGAUGUACAGAUGUAUGAAGCCACUAGAGAUAUAUCAAAAUGGAGUGAACGUAUGCGGGCCCCAAUGAUCAAAGUAUAUGGUGAUGAAUUUGAGAAAAUAUGGAAUGCAUGGAUGGAUGGUAUUAUUAAUACCUAUUACCAUGGCAAUAAUGGAGAUAUUUGUAAAAAGAAUCUUUGUGACGUCAAGUGUCCAACUCUGAUCGUGCAUGGUGAGAAGGAUGCAAUGGUGCCUAUGUUUCAUGCUGAUUACUUGCAUGCCAAUAUCAAAGGAUCAAGGCUUGUAAAAUGGUCAGAUGGUAAGCACAAUCUUCACUUACGAUAUGCAGAGAAGUUCAACAAACUUGUUUUGGAUUUUCUCCUGGAAGGACGGGACCACAGCUAAUUCAAUACUUUCAUUUGUGAUUAAUAGUUAAAACAUUUUUAACUGUAUCAAUAGAGUUAUUGUUUUCAAAAUAAAUAUAUUUGUUUGUCAAUACUGGUAA
Messenger RNA from Saccoglossus kowalevskii, 1021 nucleotides. RefSeq names its product serine hydrolase BPHL-like. Lineage: Eukaryota; Metazoa; Hemichordata; Enteropneusta; Harrimaniidae. The record is from RefSeq and is a predicted model, not a curated record. Gene Ontology annotation, molecular function: serine hydrolase activity.